UGUGUGUGUGUGUGUGUGUGAGAGAGAAACGCGAGUGAGUGAGUGAGUGAGUGAGAGAGAGAGAGAGAUAGGGAUAGGGGGAGUGUGUAUGUGUGGCUGAGCUCGCACUGAAUGGACUGGGAUUCUCAGCCACGUAAGUAGUUAGUACACCGCGGGAGAUGAUGCCUUGCUGAAAUAAGGGAUAGGCCUGGGAAAGUCGGCCAUCCCUUUUUCCUCUCCAGCAUCUCAGUCGUCGCCAGAUCCUGUCCAUUCCGCACGAGGAAUUAUUUUUUAAAGAGAAAAUUGCUGCCGCAGAAGGACACCGAAUCACGAAGAAACAGAGAGAAAAUUUACACAUAGAGGGGAUCCGGUGUGUGUGCGCGUGUGUGUGUAUGUGUGUGUGCGUGUGUGUGCAGCAGAUGGCGAGCAGAGCUGCGUGGAAAUGAGCAGUGCAAGAAGGAGGCCGCUGAAUGGAAACGGAGCCGUUUCUCAGGAAAGCCGACACCACUGACCGGUUAGCACGUUAGCCGAGGCAUUACUUGCUAGCCAGCACUUUGGGCAUUUAAACACUGCUCUCUUGAAUUUGGGAUAAAAUUCAGCAGGACCGUUCUCCUCCAUCUUUGCACUUGUGUGAAGGUUCCUGCGGCGAAAACAACAAAAUUGAUCCAGAAGUCAGUAUCAGAGCUCAGGCGUAGAAGUAAUCGUAUAGAACAGGGUAACUUUUUUGUGUGUGUGUCGUUGUUGCACCCGGAAUAUUAUAUUAAUAUUCACAAAGCAAGACCAAUCUUUUAUUAUUGCAGCACUAUUUUUUGAUCGCACGAGCUGAUUCAGACAUUGUGCAGCUGCUAAUCGACAGCACGUACUCUGGAUGUGGUGCGCGGUGAUGUUAGCUUAUAGCAAGUGAGUCAGAUCAAAGGGUUUUUUUUUUGUUUUUUUUUUAUGUGUUUUGCAAGUUAGUGUUUCCACAAGACAAGACAUACUUGUCCAGAAUUUAUCCCUCCGAGCCAGACCUCAAGACUCGCACACCUUGCUUUAGGAUAAACCUCAUCUAACACCCAUGAACAUACAGCGCUCCAAUCCCAUUAACAUCGCACGGUAUGGGAGAGCGAGGCACAAAGCGCACGAAUUGGAGGAGCUGUCUUGUCUACAACAGAGGACUCCUGAGCCGAAUCAGAGCUUUAGUCCCAAUCUAGGCUCCCCGAGUCCUCCGGAGAGCCCGGACUCCACUCACCGAGUGUCCUGUAUCGGGAAUUACCUCUUACUGGAGCCGCUGGAGGGAGACCGCGUGUUCCGGGCCGUGCACUUACACAGCGCGGAAGAGCUCGUGUGCAAGGUGUUCGAUAUCAGCCGAUAUCAAGAAUCAUUAGCUGCCUACUUUGUAUUGGGUGCUCAUCAGAACAUCAACCAAAUAGUGGAGAUUCUCCUUGGAGACACGCGGGCGUACGUGUUCUUCGAGAGGAGCCAUGGAGACAUGCACUCGUUUGUCCGUAAAUGCAAGAAGUUGCAGGAGGAAGAGGCUGCCAGACUCUUCUAUCAGAUAGUGUCCGCCGUGGCACACUGCCACGACAACGGCCUGGUUCUCAGAGACCUCAAGCUGAGGAAGUUCGUCUUUAAGAAUGAGGAAAGGAGCCUGGUUAAGUUGGAGAGUUUAGAAGAUACAUACCUCCUGAAGGGAAGCGAUGACUCUCUCUCAGACAAACAUGGCUGUCCGGCUUACGUUAGCCCAGAGAUCCUCAACGCCAGUGGCAGCUACUCGGGCAAAGCGGCGGACGUGUGGAGUCUGGGCGUCAUGCUGUACACCAUCCUUGUUGGCCGCUACCCUUUCCAUGAUGUAGAGCCCGGCUCACUCUUCACCAAGAUCCGCCGUGGCCACUUCAGCAUCCCCGAGACGCUGACGCCCAAGGCGCGCUGCUUGAUCCGCAGCAUCUUGCGUCGGGAGCCAGCCGAACGCCUGACUUCACGUGAAAUCCUGGAGCAUCCCUGGUUCCUGGCUGCUACCGGCCAGGCUGGCACUGCCAAUGUUAGAGGAGAACGUGAAACAGACCAGAUGGUGCCCGAGGCCAACAUGGAGGAAGAGCUGGAGCAGUUCCUCAGCUGAGCAGCACAAAAAAAAAAACCCAAGACAUUUUGCCACGUGUUUUAGAUGACAGAAUGCACUCAUACAGCGGUGUUUAUCUUUAUCUCCCAUUCCAUGGAGAAAACCUGGGAAGGUCUGGCUUGAUGGUGUGGAACACCUUCAGCAAGAGCUUCUGGGCAAAUGCAAAUGUUAAUGUUCAGUAAUGUAGCAAGACUUUUAACUAUCUUUAGGUUGAGUUUUUUUUUUUUUCUUUUCUUUUCUUUUUUUUUUAUUUUAAGUGGUGCUCAUGGGGUGUACAAGUCAUAUUAAGCUACAAAAAAAAAGAAGAAAAAAAACAACAAAACAA
Hemibagrus wyckioides is the source of this 2402-nucleotide messenger RNA. RefSeq names its product tribbles pseudokinase 2 (gene trib2). The record is from RefSeq and is a predicted model, not a curated record. Bases 1037 to 2077 code for a protein of 346 amino acids. The transcript has 3 exons. NCBI's taxonomy places the organism in Eukaryota, Metazoa, Chordata, Actinopteri, Siluriformes, Bagridae. Gene Ontology annotation, cellular component: nucleus. Gene Ontology annotation, molecular function: ATP binding; mitogen-activated protein kinase kinase binding; protein kinase activity. Gene Ontology annotation, biological process: regulation of MAP kinase activity; positive regulation of proteasomal ubiquitin-dependent protein catabolic process; protein phosphorylation.